UGGAGCAACAUGUUGUUUAUCUUUGUCUCUAUAAAUGCUUGCACAAAACUGCGUUCAAUAUCAUUCUACUGCAAAGCAGCACAAAAGCAUUACAUCACUUCUCAGCAAUUUACUGGCUAUGGCUCUAAACAGACUUCUGACUUUAGGGCUAUGUGCCUUUUCCCUGCUGGUUCUGCCAGGCCAGACCCAGGAUUGUGAAUGCCAAGGUCCUAGAGGUCUACCGGGGCCUCACGGGGUCCCUGGGCCUCCCGGACCUCCCGGACCUGUUGGUCCUUCUGGAGGCAUGCCUGGUCUACCUGGACCGCGUGGGGCGGCUGGAGCGAGGGGUGAAAGAGGAUUGCCGGGGAUUCCAGGAAAAUGUGAAGUCGGAGGAAUUGACUUGCAUAACAGCAUCAGAAAACUGGAGCUGGCCAUAAAUUAUGACUUCACCAGAAGAGUUAACAACAGAUACUUUGUGUCAGACAAGACGCAGGGUUCUUUCGACGAAGCUGUUCAGUUCUGUUCCAAGAUGGGGUUUGUGCUGGCUUUGCCGAAAAAUGAAGAAGAGAAUGUUGCUCUCACUCAAGUCUUUGAAGGGGGUUUUGAACAGGCAUGGGUCAAUGUUGACAACAGCAAACAAGCCAACUUUAAGGUGGAUUUGAAUGGCCAACCCCUAACCUUUUCCAAAUGGGGAGAUGGGGAACCUAAAGAACCCAGUGGUGAUAAGGGCUGCACAAUGGUGACCAAGUCAGGGGUAUGGAAAAUUACAUCUGAGUGCUCUGCCAAUUCCUAUAUUGUUUGUGAAAUAUAAGGGCACCUUUAUGAAAUAUUGUUUCUGAGUCUCUGAAUAUAUCUUUGCUCAAUUGGGACUCUUAAAAUGUUAUCCGGAAUGUAUUCCAGUUUUUCUGCUACCGUCAUUCUUUGUUUAUUAAAAUGUAAGAGAGAACGGUGGUUGCCAACAUGAAGUACUUACUAUAAUCAGUAUGUGAUACAGUAACUAAAAACAGUUGUGAACCACUGGAGUAGAAAAGGCAGAAGGAAAUAAAGCAGUCAAAUGUUUAAA
Esox lucius (northern pike) is the source of this 1042-nucleotide messenger RNA. Its product is annotated as pulmonary surfactant-associated protein D. NCBI's taxonomy places the organism in Eukaryota, Metazoa, Chordata, Actinopteri, Esociformes, Esocidae. The transcript is spliced from 6 exons. The record is from RefSeq and is a predicted model, not a curated record. Bases 35 to 790 code for a protein of 251 amino acids. Gene Ontology annotation, cellular component: multivesicular body; rough endoplasmic reticulum.